Messenger RNA from Actinia tenebrosa (Australian red waratah sea anemone), 4334 nucleotides. Its product is annotated as protein argonaute-2-like. Gene Ontology annotation, molecular function: RNA binding; protein binding. Lineage: Eukaryota; Metazoa; Cnidaria; Anthozoa; Actiniaria; Actiniidae. The record is from RefSeq and is a predicted model, not a curated record.
AUAAUAUUCAACUUGUUUUGUUGAAGGAGAAGAAARCUUAUUGUAGGCCAUAAUAUUGCUAAAACAUCCCACUUGGAAAAGCCACUGCCCAAAUAAGAAAAAAAUGUAAUCAUUCAUGGUUUUCCAGGAAUUGUUUCUUCGUAUUUUGAUUGGUUAUUAUUGGUUAUCGAACGAGUGUUCCACGAAUAAUUUUCAGCUCGAAUUCCAAGAAAAGUGAAAACGCAGCAAAAAUUAGAGCUGUCAGCAAUAAUCCUAGCGUGAAACCUCGAAAAAAUGUCUUUAGAAAUUACUUCGUAAGGUUUUUUGUUUAUCCUAUUGCAAGAGAAAUAAGUUGAGUGGAGUUUAGAGCGUGAAAAAUGGCGAAGAAGAAAGGAAAAGGACGAGGGAGAGGACGAGGACGAGGACAAACCAGCGGAGGACAAACCAGCGAAGGACAUCAGGAAGUUGGUCAAAAAGCAGCCUCGCAAGAAGCAUGCGCAAGUGGGUCAAGCUCUCAAGAGCCAAAAGCGCCAGGGCCAAAACCUAAUGUUCCUUCAGUUCCAAUAGUACAUACCACUGGACUGCCUCCCCCUGAAGCACCUCAAAAUGUGCCAAGACCAGGACAAUAUGAUGCCUCAGAUUACGACAGGCAAACAAAACAGCUUGAAGAGGCUGUGUCAGGACUGUCUGUUACUAACCCUUCUAAAGGUCAACAUAUGCAACCCAAAGUCAAGCAUGGCACACCCCAAGAACAAAGGACUAUGCCARAACAGGCACCAAGUUUACCACCACAGCCAUCGCAGGCGCAGGCACAGCCAUCAAAGAGACAGCCACAGCCUUCGCAAGCACAGGCACAGCCAUCCCAGACACAGGCACAACCAUCGAAUAGACGSCCACAGCCACCACAGGGACAACCACAGCCACAGCCAUCWCAGGCACWGCCUCCAMAGSCUCAGGGCAAAGCACCAAAAAAUCAAAGAACUCCACCUAAAGAAGUUUUGGCCAGUUCAAUGACUGAUGAAAGGUCCCGUCAACAUCAACUAGUGGCACUUCUUCCACGUCGGCCUGACUUUGGAAAAGCAGGAARACCUAUCAAACUAAAAGCUAACUCCUACAGAUUGGAUUUGCRUAACAUUGACUAUAUCUUCCACUACGAUAUUGACAUCAAGCCAGAGAAAACACCUAUCGGAGAAUGCCGAGAGGUCGUCAAAAGUGCUGUUAACAAGUAUCUGAAAUCAGUAUUUAAUGGAAACAGUCCGGCAUUUGAUGGUAGGAAGAAUUUGUACUGUAGAAACAGACUUCCAGCUGUGGAUGGCGAAAAGGGUCAACAGCUUGAGAUCGUACUACCUGGAAUAGAUGGUGGCAAGGACAGACAGUUCAAGCUAACCAUCAAGUAUGCAGCUCAGGUUUGUGUAAAUGAACUACAGAACUUUCUUCAAGGCACACGAAACAGCAAGAUGCCACAGGAGGUGGUUCAAGCCCUUGAUAUCAUAUUGAGACAAACUCCUUCGUUACACUUUACUCCCAUCGGAAGAAGCUUUUUCCCUCCCCCUCCCCCUGACGGUCAAGCAGAUUUAGGGGGUGGAUGUGAGAUGUGGACUGGGUUUUAUCAAAGUAUCCGACCUUCACAGUGGAAGACAAUGCUUGUCAAUAUUGAUGUGUCUUCCAAAGGAUUUGUGAAGCAUCAGUCAGUGAUAGAGUUUCUGUGGGAAACAUUGACACCCAACUUCAGGGACUUCAGGGAAUCAAAUCUGACAGACAGGACAUGGCAGAUGUCACCGCCGAUGAGGAAAGAGUUUCUUACCGCCAUCAAAGGUUUAAAGAUAGAAACGAGUCACAUWCCUGGCAUGAAGAGGAAAUAUCUUGUAACAAAUCUGGGCAAAUCUGCCUCUACUCAUUAUUUUCCUCUACAAGAUGAAGGAGCAUCCMAACCCAGACAGAUAUCAGUGGAACAGUAUUUCCUUGAGAAAUAUCAAAUCCCACUACAGUAUCCACAUUUGCCUUGUCUCAUUGUGGGACAGAAGAACAACUCUCUCCCCAUGGAAGUGUGCUUUACAGUUCCUUGUGCCAAGAGAAAGUUAACAGAUAAGCAGACUGCUGAAAUGAUCAAGAAGACUGCAAGACCAGCUUUUGAGAGACAAAAGAAAAUAUCUCAGUGGGCUGGAGAACUGGAAUCUGCGAGCCGCAGCUAUUUAGCUAACGAGUUUGGUAUGUCCAUCAACAAAUCAAUGGUAGAUGUUGAUGGUAGAGUCCUAUCUGCCCCAGAUGUUAAACUAGGAGACCGUGGCACAGUGGUCCCUCGGGAUGGAGUAUGGGAUAUGAGAGGGAAAAAAUUCUUUCAUGGAGCUGAUGUUAGAGUAUGGGCGAUGGUUUGUUUUGAGCACCCAAAAAAAUGUAAUGAAACUGUCACACGCAAGUUUGCCAGUACGAUGAGWAGUGUCUGUCAGAGUGAAGGAAUGCGAAUGAAUGGUGAGCCUUGCAGGAUCCAGUAUGCCAGAAACAAUGAUAAUAUUAAACAGCUGUUAUCAGACCUUGUUGUCAGAUAUCAAGAUUUGCAGCUUAUCCUAGUCGUUCUUCCAAUUCAAGGCAACAAGGAUAUCUACAAGGAAGUUAAGCGCGUAGGAGACACUAUUCUCGGCAUCCCUACACAAUGUGUACAGACCAAACAGUUCAUGGGUGCAAAACCACAAGUCUGCUCAAACAUCGCUAUGAAAAUAAACGCUAAACUAGGAGGAAUCAACCACAUYGUUGAUCCAUCCAUGAUGCCUGAAUUGUUUAAAGAUGUGAUCGUGUUUGGGGCCGAUGUGACUCACCCCUCCCCUGGUGAGAAGGAAAUUCCCUCGGUUGCUGCUGUUGUUGCAAGCAUGGACAGCCAUGCCAGUAGGUAUGCUGCCMGGGUGAGAGCGCAGACUCAUAUAAAAGACAAAGCAGCGCAAGAGAUCAUUGUGAAAAUGGCUGACAUGGUUAAAGAAUUGCUGGUAGAGUUCUAUAAACAAACAAAGCUCAAACCAAAAAGAAUUAUUUUUUACCGGGAUGGAGUAAGUGAGGGACAGUUUGAUCAAGUSCUUGUGAACGAGGUGAAGGCCGUUCAACAGGCGUGCCUUAACAUCCAGGAAGACGGCCAAUAUCAACCACCUAUCACUUUUAUUGUGGUCCAAAAGAGACACCAUACCAGGCUGUUUUGUGUUGAUAGGAAUGACCAGUCUGGGARGGCUGGAAAUAUUCCUGCUGGAACCACUGUUGAUAGUGGUAUCACACAUCCCUUUGAGUUUGACUUUUAUCUCUGCAGUCACCAAGGCAUCCAGGGAACAAGUCGCCCCACCCACUACCAUGUGUUGUACGAUGACAACAACUUCACAGCUGAUGGUCUUCAGAAACUGACCUAUCACUUGUGUCAUACGUAUGCACGGUGCACCCGUAGUGUAUCUAUGCCCUCCCCUGCUUACUAUGCACACCUGGUAGCCUUCAGAGCACGGCACCAUCUGAAUGGACUGGUAGGAGCAAGACAGGAUGACCGCAAGUCAGAGGAAGAAUUGAUGCAAGAAUUUAAUAAAGCCAUCAGCGUUAACGACAAAGUAAAGAGUGGAAUGUAUUUCACAUAAAGGAAAUAGACUUGAUGUCAUGUUACAUGUAAAUAUAAGGUAUCCCAUAUUCAUAAUUCAAUGUUGAGUUGAUCUUUGCAUUUAAUUCRAGGUACAAACAAAAUUUCAGAAGGUUGAUCCAAAGUUUUGUUAAAUGUUUGGUUGUCAACUUAAUUGCCAARGUCAUGCAAAUAAUGAAGCAAUGACAUUUCUGGUCUCCUGGCACAGCCACAUUGACUAAGAUUGUUCCUUAAGAUUGAUUCAUGUCAGUGCUGAUUUAGCUCUGAAGGGGUUAAACCCCACAAUCUUACAAGAAAAAAAAACAAAAAUUUAAGCCUUUACACAUGUAGGUAUUUUUACUAACGAUGCAAACAUAGAAAUUACUUUAAGAUGCUGUAGACUGAAUCUUUCCUUAUUCCUUUUGAGUUGAUGACUAUCUGCUCUUGGGCAUAUUGUAUGCUUAUACAUGAAUCUCUUCUGAAACCCAUGCCAUAUACUCAGCAGGCUGUAUUUAUAGAUAGAUUCCAGAUAUUACUAGAGAAUGUUAGAAAAUAUUAUAAAGGUUAUAUAGCUGUACUUGUUUAACACAAUGUAAAAUAAAUUUAAAUAAUUUUUUUAAAAUUAGCAAUGACUAUGGACAGAUAAGUAAUCAAAGCAAAAUUGGACUAAAAGAAUUUUGUGCAGGUCUACUCUCUCUAAACUGACAGAAAGGGUUUGCAAAUAAUCACCUUCUAAAAGAUUCACAAUUUCUAAUAAAAAAAWUAGGUAGUCUUA